AUGCCGAAUAUUGCCAAACCACGCACCAAGACUUUUACUGGAUGUUGGACAUGUCGAGAUCGCCGAGUGAAGUGUGACGAUGAACACCCGCAUUGUCGCCGGUGCCGACGGAGUGGUUGGGUAUGCAAGGGGUAUGGCCUACGCCUAGGAUGGGACCCAAGUGCCGGCCGCUCACACCGACGCCAAUUGUGGUCCCUGGCCCCAGAUGGGGGCCACGGGUUAUCUUCUAGCGCUGUCUCUGCACUUUUGGCCGAACUAGAUGGUUGUUCGGGGGACGAUGCUCAGCAAAGAGGCCCUUUUUCGGUUUUCUCGGUCUUGUCGGGCCCCCGGCCAGAUUUGACAGGCCACCUUGAGCAGCCUUCUUCGCCGGAUAUAAUCCUAACGCAGGGAUUGGAAGAAUCACACCAAGAUUCCCCAGCUUAUCAUGUUGCUUCAUCAGUCGGGGAUAAGGACAGCGAACUGUCUUCAACAUGCACUACCGCAACAUCGGCCGAUGACCCGGGUGAAGAGUUCGGGGUAAAAUCCCUGGAAAUGUCAAACCUGGCAAAAGACCAGAAUAUCGCAUUACGCAGCGAUGUGAACAGCCACCAGCAGACAGGAAACAAGAGGCUUGGCGAACAGGGAGUGUCUACACGAAGUCCUCAAACCAUUGGGAUCGACAUCUCCCUUUGUAACUACAUCAAUCCCAUUUUUCUCCCCAGACCGGAAACCGAGCUGGUCCACCAUUGGGUAGUAUUUCUGAGCGGAAAUAUGCUCCUCAUCGACACCCCUGACAACCCGUGUCGAACGGUGUUCAUGCCCUUGGCGCUGAAAGGUCUGGACGCUUCUCCCAAUGAAUCAAACAUUCACCUGUCAGUCCUCCACGCCAUCUGUGCUGCCUCCGCAUUCAGUCUCUUUCAUCUCCGUCGCGAUCCUCGAUAUCAAUCCAUCGCAAUGCAUCAUGACCAGUUAGCACUGCGACACUUACGAGGAACUCUUCAGCUGGCGCGUUGCCUUGACGAGUCCAUCCUGGCAGCGGUUUUGACAUGCAUCACCGCAGAGGCAAUGUCAGGACGUCGUAGCAGGUGGAGAGCACAUGUCGCCGGAUGUCUUGGUCUUUUGGAAAACCAGGCUCACGGCGAUUGGAUCAGAAACCCCACGGCCUCAAGGCUCUUGCAAAGUUAUCUAUCUCUUUCAUCACUGUGCAGUCUCCGUGUGUCCGAGCGGUUGAUGUCGCUGCUCAAUGGACCAUCGGAAUUGAGACAUUAUCUCGAGCGGUCCCAUGGAAUUACCACGCAAUUGGUACAGCUCCUCGCACAAAUCACCGCUCUCGCCGAGACGCAUCCGCAACUAUCUACCGAGGAGCUUGAUCGGCUCGAGCUACAGCUUUAUUUGAACUUCCCGGCUCUGUCCAAUCCAGACGCACAUGGGUCAAUCAUUGUGCAGCAUGCCCUUAACUCUUUCUACUAUGCUACGAUUGUGUACUUCCGUCGCAACCUGCGACAUGCAUCAUUAUUUGAUGUUCAGGAUCUUAUUGAGAAAGCUAUUAACGAGCUUGAAUCUGUUGAUGCACUAACCCGUGAAAAAGGCGGGUGCUCCUACAACUGGGCCAGCUUUGUUGUUGCGGCGGACUGCGAGCGACCCGAUCUUCAAGAUCGUAUGUUAGCAUUCUUUGAUCGGAAAAGCCGUCAUGGGAUUCAAAAUAUCAAUGUACUCUGCGAAAUUGUACAAGCUCUCUGGAACCGAAGGGCGGCGGCUGGGCCGCAUGUCGAUAUACAAUGGCAAGAGAUUGCAAGGGAAGCUGACUUCGACAUCAUGUUGGUUUGA
Penicillium olsonii is the source of this 1806-nucleotide messenger RNA. The record is from the annotation of a GenBank genome assembly. Lineage: Eukaryota; Fungi; Ascomycota; Eurotiomycetes; Eurotiales; Aspergillaceae.